AAGCAGAACCGACCACGUAAUUGGAUCUCUCUCUCUCUCUCUCUCUCUCUCUCUCUCUCUCUCCUUUGUAUGUUUGCAGAUUCUCUCCCAGUCCCUGAAAUUGGAACUCUUAUUUACUGUUUACAGCACAUGCUCUGUUCAAUUUGUUUUUAAUUAAGGGGGUGUUUACAGAUUUGUUAGUACUUUGUUCAUCGAUGGAGAUACCAAACAAGAAUGCGAGAGAGGAGAUUCUGGAUGGCUUCUCUCCCUUUUCUUCCUCGUCUACUCCACCGCUUUGGAAGUCUCGCAAGAGAUCAGCUAGCAUCCGGAAUGUUGACAAGGUGACAGAUGAAUCCACUGUUAAGACACCUGAGAACCAUGAAGAAUCUCCCACUGAAGAGAAGAAACAGGAUUCAGCGAUGACACCUGAACCACAGGCAACUCCAACUGAAGAGGAGAAACAGGAUUUAGAAAUAGCUGCUAUUCUGUCCGAACGACGGAAGGCUCUAUUUGAACCGUUGGAAUCCGUCAACAAUGUAAAUGGUAAACGGCCGUCGGCUGAUAACUUACUUCCACCUCCAGAUUUUGACUCUGCAAGCUAUCCGCGAGGCUGGCUUAUUGGAAAGAAGCGAAAGCUUGUAAAUGUGGAUGUUGUUGAGAGCAUGCGGAGAAUCGCUGUACAGGAAAUGAAUAGAAAGGACAGGGAGAUUGAUGGACUAAAUGAACAAUUGGAAGAAGAUGCACGGUGCCUUGAACACCUGCAACUCCAGCUACUAGAAGAACGAAGCAAACGCACUGAUGUAGAGAGAGAAAACGGAAUGCUGCAAAACCAAAUUGCUAUGCUGAUGAACAUGUUACAGGAGAAUGAAGCAAUGGAGGAUGAAUAGGCCACGGAACGUUAAUAUUUCUCGCAUCUUAACCUAUUUUAUGCUUUCAUAUUUCCACAUACGAUCGUAAAAAUGUCCAGAGUUGUUUUUAACUACCUUCCAAUAUACUGGUUGCUUGUAAUCAAGUUGUUUAAGAUAUUUUGUUUUGGUUGUUUUA
Rhododendron vialii is the source of this 1023-nucleotide messenger RNA. Its product is annotated as protein HEADING DATE REPRESSOR 1-like. The transcript is spliced from 3 exons. Bases 195 to 866 code for a protein of 223 amino acids. NCBI's taxonomy places the organism in Eukaryota, Viridiplantae, Streptophyta, Magnoliopsida, Ericales, Ericaceae. The record is from RefSeq and is a predicted model, not a curated record. Gene Ontology annotation, biological process: regulation of flower development.